AUGAUGAACUACUCAGACUACGACUCUGACGGCUACUCGUCUAACGAAGAUGCCGACUACGUUCCUUCAGAUGAUAAUCUCAGCGAAGACGAUUUGAACGACUGUGAGAAGGAAGAGCCUCUGAAUGAAGACGAUGAAGUGCCUCAUCCUGGAAACUCGUCCAAGAAGAAGAGUAAGAAAAAGGAUAUCAGUGCAAGGAAAAGAAAAAAAGGCAUCCUUGUGGUGGACAAGGAGGAGAAGAAAGAAGGAGGUGAUGCAGUGGAGGUGAAGCCGCCUCACGAGAAGGAAGAGAAAACCACUUCCCAGAACGAAGACAACGAUGAAGAACGACAGAAGAAGAAGUCAGACGACCUUUGGGCUAGUUUUCUGUCUGAUGUGGGAACCAGACCUACACCUUCAUCUGAUGCUUCUCAGCCCACCAACACGCAGAAGCAGACAGGCGCCUUACCAUCACCAUCACCAUCGACCCCGGUGAAAUCAACGAAGACUCAAGCUGAAACUGAAAAAGUCGUCAUCACUAAAGUCUUCGACUUCGCCGGUGAACAAGUCAAGGUGGAGAAGGAAGUGGCAGCAGACUCACGAGAGGCCAGGAGCUUCCUGAAGAGUCAAAGCACAAAUCAAGAAGAAAGAGUGACGCCGCCGACACCUUCUGGACCCAGUGUGAAGCGGCCGGCGGGGAUGUCCAGCAUCCUCAGUCAGAUCGGAGGAAAGAAGCCCAAGAUGAGCACGCUGGAGAAGUCCAAGAUGGACUGGGACGCCUUCAAGUCUGAGGAGGGGAUCAGCGAGGAGCUGGCCAUCCACAACCGAGGCAGAGAGGGGUACGUGGAGAGGAAGAACUUCCUGGAGCGCGUCGACCACAGACAGUUUGAGCUGGAGAAGUCCGUGCGGCUGAGCAACAUGAAGCGGUGA
Synchiropus splendidus (mandarinfish) is the source of this 909-nucleotide messenger RNA. RefSeq names its product craniofacial development protein 1 (gene cfdp1). Bases 1 to 909 code for a protein of 302 amino acids. The record is from RefSeq and is a predicted model, not a curated record. NCBI's taxonomy places the organism in Eukaryota, Metazoa, Chordata, Actinopteri, Syngnathiformes, Callionymidae. The transcript is spliced from 7 exons.